AUGUCGAAGUUCUGCCGAACCCAAGGAUUCCCAGGGAGAAUUGCUGGAACAGGUAACUUAGAGGGACAUUCUGAGUGUGAGUGUAGCAGGAGGGCUUUUUUCACUGUGCAAGGACUGAUGGUGGGGAAGGAUGGGAAGACAGCGGGCCAGGAAGACGACACUGCUACAAGAUCUUCCAACCGGACUGAACAGGUGGCAAGAGGUGCUGCUGGAAUGGCCCCCAGGACCACCCCAACUAGCAGAACCUCCAAAGGGAUCCUCCAGGUCAACAUACGCUUCCAAGCUUCAGGAAGCUCAAAGGCCACUUCUCCUAGGAACACGGCCCAUAGUGAGGAUCCUCAACUGCUUGUUGCAACAGAUGUGAUGUCUCUUAUCCAGAGAGUGGGCCAGGGAAGCUGCAUUUUAUUUCUGGUAAUCCUCUGCAAAGACCGGCAGGAAAACUUAAGGCCAGACUUACCAGAAAAUAUGAAGAAGUUAUUUAUUAUUAACCUACCAAUAGCAUACUCCCCAAGGGCUGAGAAUGGGGAGCAGAAAUCUCCAAACCUGGAGGGCGCGGGCGGCUGCGACGCGCCAUCCCCUCUGUCGGCGGCCGGCGACGACUCUCUGGGCUCGGACGGGGACUGCGCGGCCAACAGCCCGGCCGCGGGCGGCGGCGCCGGGGACCCGGCGGGCGGCGGCGAGCAGCGCGCGGGCGGCGGGACCGGCGCGGAGGAGGAGGGCCAGGCGGCUGCGGCGGCGGGGGGCGCGGAGGUCGGCGCCGCGGGGCCCAGCGCGCACAGCGCAGGGAGCAGCGAGGGCGCGCGCAGCAAACCGUACACGCGGCGGCCCAAGCCCCCGUACUCCUACAUCGCGCUCAUCGCCAUGGCCAUCCGCGACUCGGCGGGCGGGCGCCUGACGCUUGCCGAGAUCAACGAGUACCUCAUGGGCAAGUUCCCCUUUUUCCGCGGCAGCUACACCGGCUGGCGCAACUCAGUGCGCCACAACCUCUCGCUCAACGACUGCUUCGUCAAGGUGCUGCGCGACCCUUCGCGGCCCUGGGGCAAGGACAACUACUGGAUGCUUAACCCUAACAGCGAGUACACCUUCGCCGACGGGGUCUUC
Carlito syrichta (Philippine tarsier) is the source of this 1101-nucleotide messenger RNA. Its product is annotated as forkhead box protein Q1. The annotation marks the transcript as partial. The record is from RefSeq and is a predicted model, not a curated record. NCBI's taxonomy places the organism in Eukaryota, Metazoa, Chordata, Mammalia, Primates, Tarsiidae. The transcript is spliced from 6 exons. Gene Ontology annotation, molecular function: DNA-binding transcription factor activity, RNA polymerase II-specific; RNA polymerase II cis-regulatory region sequence-specific DNA binding. Gene Ontology annotation, biological process: anatomical structure morphogenesis; cell differentiation; regulation of transcription by RNA polymerase II.